UUAAUAGCGUGAGACGCGGUUGCUAAACGCGCACGAGUUUUCAUUUUCCCCACAAACACGUCAAGUGCUAUUAUCAAGUGCAUUACUCAAAGAUAUACGACCACAGAGCCCGAAAAGAAACAAAGAAAUUCAUUUAGACUUUUGGUUCUUGUCUUCAAUUCAUUAAAAAAUGUUUAAAUUUUUUUUUAAAAAGCGUGAACCGAACGCUGAUAAAACGCAAGCUAAUGACAAUAAUGUUAGUCUUCUGGCCAAUAAUGUGGAGCGAGGCGUCCUUGAAAGUGGUGCAACAUCUCCCGAUUUAAAUCAAAAUACUGCUGAUAUUCUGGUCGAUAAUGGGAAGCAAAAAAAUCGUAAAAAAUCUAACGAUUUUAAUGCAUACCAGAGAAAGAAGACACUGGCACAGGGUAUGAUGGACUUGGCGCUGCUCUCGGCGAAUGCGAAUCAACUGCGUCAUGUGCUGGAGGCCGAAACCAAGUCUGCAUAUUUUUUUAUCAGUUUAUCUUUAAUUUCGUUGAGCAUCAUAUUCCAGAUUGCCGUCGGCGUCGGACUUAUAUGGAAUUGCAGAUACGAUAUCAAGGAAGGGGAGGAUAUCAGUGAUGCGAACAAAAUUAAUAAUUGCACAGUCAUUGGCAUUUUCAUUGUAACCGUUGUUAAUGUGAUAAUCCCAUCUUUUUUUGUUUCGGAUACCCCAGGACCCCAGAAUGGAACAACAACAACAACGCUGCCAUCUUAAUCAACAUAAAUCUGCGUCCGAGACAAUAAAGUCAUGACUUUACUCAAAAUAUACUCAUCCUCUUAUGCAAUAAUUCUAUUUUGAUAUUGAAAUUAAAAUCCGAAACACUUUGUAGCGAA
Drosophila albomicans is the source of this 852-nucleotide messenger RNA. RefSeq names its product ninjurin-A-like. Lineage: Eukaryota; Metazoa; Arthropoda; Insecta; Diptera; Drosophilidae. Gene Ontology annotation, cellular component: membrane. The coding region runs from base 170 to 733 and encodes 187 amino acids. The record is from RefSeq and is a predicted model, not a curated record. Gene Ontology annotation, biological process: cell adhesion; tissue regeneration. The transcript has 2 exons.